Aspergillus ibericus CBS 121593 is the source of this 1317-nucleotide messenger RNA. Its product is annotated as NAD(P)-binding protein. Gene Ontology annotation, molecular function: 3-dehydrosphinganine reductase activity. NCBI's taxonomy places the organism in Eukaryota, Fungi, Ascomycota, Eurotiomycetes, Eurotiales, Aspergillaceae. Gene Ontology annotation, biological process: sphingolipid biosynthetic process. Gene Ontology annotation, cellular component: endoplasmic reticulum membrane. Bases 39 to 1010 code for a protein of 323 amino acids. The transcript has 4 exons. The record is from RefSeq and is a predicted model, not a curated record.
UUUCUGUAUCCCAACUCUAGUGGAAAGCUUCGCUAGCCAUGCUGUCUGCAGUAACAGCCCGUUUGGUGGCCUGGAGUAGCCCCAAGUUUGACGUGCACGGAAAAUACGUCCUAGUGGCAGGCGGCUCCAAAGGACUCGGGAGAGAACUGUCCCUGGCACUUGUGGCACGAGGCGCACACGUGGUAGUAAUUGCGCGCUCCCAUGAUGCUUUGGAUAAGGUCAAGACGGACAUGGAAGCGGCUAGAAUACACGAGCAACAAGUCCUCGAUACCCAGAGCUUAGAUUUGACAAACAGCGAAGAGGUAUCGAAUUUUGUCAAUGGGUUUGAAAAGCAAAUAUCCACUCUCUUUUGCACUGCAGGUGGUACAGAUGAGGAGAUUGGAUACUUUACCGACAUUCCUGCGGCAUCUAUUCAGAGCUGCAUGGAAAAGAACUAUCUCACCACGGCAUACAUAACGUACGCGGUCAUGAGGCUAUGGAGGGCUGAGCUUGAGCUGGAGGGGGAAAGCAGUGUUCAGCAAUCCCGUCAUAUCGUCUUCACUGCGUCCACCGCCGCGUUGGUUGCGAUUCCGGGGUACGCAGCGUAUUCACCAUCCAAGGCGGCAAUCAGAGCAUUGGCCGAUACCCUGAGACAGGAGAGUCUCAUGUAUUCCUCUGGAGCCGUACAAAUCCACUGUAGCUUUCCAGGGACAUUUUACACAGACAGCUUUUACAGAGAGCAAACCCGGAAACCGGACUUGUGCAAAGAGCUCGAGGGUACGGUCAAUGAUGAGGGUGGACUGACCACUAAAGAGGUUGCCGGGCGGAUCCUUGCGGGACUGGAUGCGGGGUGCUACUUUAUUCCGACUGAUUUGCAGACCCGGUUGCUCCUGAAUAAUAUGCGAGGGCCAAGUCCGCGGGACUCUCCUUUGAUAGACUGGUGCAUGGGCCUGGUUGCUUCGCUUAUUUGGCCCAUUGUCGGUACUUACUUCGACUGGAAGGUGACAAGGUAUCGUCAGCAAGCGCGAUAGGAUUGUCUCCCAAUUGUGAGGUCUAACGCCUUUCAUUUUGCAGUGUACUUUGACUUGCUGCAAAGGAGUAGGGUGAUUUUCAACCCUUGAACGCUUCUAAAAAUGCAUUUCUUGUGUUCAAACGUUGUCUUUGCCGAUGCGGUGAUGAAGCCAACAUCUCAUCUUUUAGAGACAUAGUAGCUUGUUACCCGUUCCUUGUAUCCUCUUACAAAGUUUCUUGGAAGUAGUCAGAUUCCCGAAACAGCCGUCUUACCUUUCAUCCACUGCAAGUGCCUAGCGAAGGCAAAAUGAGUAGGUUGCAGGGGUC